CUCUAAUAUUCAUGAUGACGUUUAACCACCGCGACAGCGGGUUUGAAAACUUAUAGCGUGGAAAUAAAAAUGACCACAGCACUUUUAAAGACCCUCGGUAUAUUAACCAAACCUGUCCGAGAAGCUCAUCCAAGCGAUGGCCAAAACACGCAAACGACACUUUUGUCAGCUCUUCAGAGAAACCUGUCUGAGCUUCAUGAGCACCUGUUAGCGGGUGGAGAGCUGGAAGAAGCCCGUCAACUGCUGGAGGAGGUCAGAAGAGAGAUCACAUGGGUGUGCAGUGAUUCUGUUGACCUAACCUGGAUCUUUGUCCAGGAAUGUCUUCUCUUACUGCUAUCGCUUGCGCGUCACCUCACCCAUCUCCUUGAAGUCUUCCACCAAAAUCCUGUAGUUCCAACACCUGGCACCCCUGAAGCUGCCCCACCACUAUCUCCAGAUGUGCUCAGUGUGGUCCAGCAGAAAACACUGGCCACUGUGCUGCAGUUUGUGGUCACAUUGGGUCUCUGCCCAUAUUUGGCCCCUGGUGUUGGGGUGGCACUGGGUCUGAGGUCGGCUUUCGGGGCCGAAGUGGAGGCAGCGGUGCGUCGUGAUGUGGCCCCUGCAGUGGAACGUCGUUUACUGAUCACUACUAAUGUAUUGCUGGAAGUUUCCAAGCUUUCGUCUCUAGCAACCCCUAUUUUUACACGCCACCUGGGUGAUAUCAUGGCGGCUCUGUGUCAGUUAGCAUAUCGACCUCAUCGACCCGAUGGAGAUGGCACAAAGAACCAUAAGGGACUGACAGUAGACGAGCGCAAAUCCUGCAAAGAAGCACUUCACAAUCUUUUAGGAAAAGUGUACCAGCCAAUCGUCAUUAAGGAACUGCUGGUUCUCCAGGGUGGCCCUAAACAGGCAUCUUCAGUUUCCAAAGGUGUAUGUGCUGGAGGUAAAGCUUUGACCCAGGCGCCCCCAUGGCUGAGGCGUCUAUGUGGACAGCUGCUUUCAGAGAGGUUAAUGCAACCUCAUGGGGUCCAAGCAGUGGUGAGGGCCAUCCUAGAGAGUACUGGAGCAGAUGGAGACUCUGACUGGAGGAAAUGUGAUGCCGUGGCCAAGAUUCUUGCAGCCUGUCCUCAGCAGUCCCUCUCUGCUGAGAGUUACUACAGUCAAGUGUGUCCACAGGUUCUGGAACUUCUGCACUUCAAAGACAAACUGACUGCACAGCAGUUCCAGAGAGUUGCCACCAGGGCGGCGCUCACCAUGGUGGAAGAUCGGCCUGAGUUUGCACAUCGGUUCCUCCUUGGUCCUCUAUUCUCCCCCCUGCAUCGCUGUACAGAAGAAACAGGAAAUGACCCAUCGCAGGAUGCAGUGGAAGAGUGGGAACUGACACGCUGUAUUGAAGAUAUAUACAAAAUCUGUGUGGUGGGUAACAGUCCAUCCAAAGUGCUGAUGAAAGCCCUACAAGAUGUCAGCCCAACCUUAUUCAGCCUCUUUUGCUUCACAAAACACAAUGUGUCUCAUUUACGAACACCUUGUCAGGAGAUCCUUAUAUGGUGGCUAUCUCACUCUGAGCGUUCAGAAGCUCUUUCACUGCUGAAACGUCUGUGUGGCCUGAUGGGAGAAGUUGGGGGAGUUAAAUGCGGCUUUCAGUUCUUACCUGGGAGCGAAGGAGGGGCCAGACUUAGUGUUGGAGAGCAAGUUAGUGAUGAAGACGAUGCGCUGUAUGAGAAGGUCUCCGGCGAGCAGUGGAAAGUGCAGUGUCUGGUGGAACUGUUGGGAGAGAUGAAGGACAAUGAUCUGCCUGGAGAGUUUUUCUUAUUACUGUUAGAGAAUUUAACAGCUAUGGCUGGUGAGAAGGAGAAAGAACAGGAAGUAGACACCUCAUCCAUGACCCUGCUGGAGCUGGAGCAUCACCUGCUGGAGCAUGCGAGUGGUCACGGACAGACACUGGCUCUACUGCAGACACUGGCCAUAGUGUGUGAAGGUCUUCCACAUACACUACUGCUUCGCAAACCCACUCAGGUUGUUGGGUUUGUAGUGUCCAUGCUACAGAGGGCAUGUGUUGGUCUGGAGUGCGGUGCUGACAGUCCAGUAGAGAGUCAGACUCUCAGUAUGGGAAUAGGUCUUGUGGCCACUCUACUCUCUGGAGCUGCUGAGCUGAGUCCAGAUGAUUACUUGUCCAUGGCUGAAUUGCUGCCUCCUCUGGACCAGAUUUCCCAGCAGCACCCAGAGCCGGUCAUACAAGAACUGGCCUCUGAUCUGAGAGCCACCAUCGCCACACAUGGGGCGUACCGCCCCAAUACCAUUCCCACAGCAGCCAGACAACACAGACCUGCUCAGACAGCUAGUCGCAAUCCAAACACCCAUCCAACCAAACCAUUAUCCUCCAUACCCCACACUAAAAGUCACAAGACAUUGGCAGGGCAGCAAACCUCCACUCAUUCACUCAGCUCUGAAAACAGACCUAGCCCUUUGGUGAGCCAGGUUCCCACAUCACCGACGUCCCAUCCCAAACAUGCAACAGAAACAGCACCCAGAGUCUCAACCCACAGUGCUGAACCAAAGCCUGGACAUGCAGGUGGAUCUGUCUCACCCAGUCAAGCUUUUUCAGAGUGCCUGUUGGAGGCCUAUAACCCAGAUGUGCCCACCAGAGCUGUCGCACUGCGCUCACUGACCCGCUUUUGUAGAGAUGGAGAUAAAGCAGCACUGCAGAACAAAGACAAACUGCUUACAAUCUUUCUGGAGAACUUAGAACACGAAGAGUCUUUUGUCUAUCUGUCUGCUAUUCAAGGGUUGGCAGUGUUGGCUGAGUUUUACCCUGAGCAGAUCCUGCAGAGAUUGCUGGCAGAGUAUCAUACCGGGCCGAGUGAAGGUUCCCCGAAAAGACAGUGCUCUCUAGAGACACGCCUCAAAGUGGGCGAGGUUUUAAUGAGAGCCAGCAGGGCAAUGGGUGACUUGGCACCACACUAUGGCCGGCAACUUGUUGGGGUUUUCCUGAAUGGCACGCGGGAUGAGGACAGCAGUGUGCGUGCCAGCAGCCUCUCCAAUCUGGGAGAACUGUGCCAACUACUCAACUUCUCCCUUGGACCGCUGGCACAAGAGCUGAGCAUUUGUCUCACCGCCCUGAUAAAGACGGACAGAGAGGCAGAAGUUCGAAGGGCUGCAGUCCAUGUCAUUGCUCUGGUGCUUAAAGGCCUCAGUGAUAAAACCACACAGGUACUUGGGGAUGUUUUACUGGAGUUGUAUCGGGCUUUGAAGUGGGUGGUCCGGUCAGACCCUGAUGAUGUGGCCGUACUCCACGCCCAGCUCGCUCUGGAGGAGCUGGAUGACGUCAUGAAGAGGUUCAUCUUCCCUCAACAGAAACUUGAGAAAAAGAUUGUGGUUCUUCCUUGAAAGCACUCCAGUACUUACAUAAUCCUCCUUGCAGACAGAAGACUGAAUAAUUUAUACCUUGUAGUAAAUGAACCUUUUUAGGGGUUUUACCAUGUUUCCAUAAUAAAAGAUAGAAACCUGUCUGGGAAAUUGAAAAA
Messenger RNA from Misgurnus anguillicaudatus (oriental weatherfish), 3503 nucleotides. RefSeq names its product transport and golgi organization 6 homolog (Drosophila) (gene tango6). The record is from RefSeq and is a predicted model, not a curated record. Lineage: Eukaryota; Metazoa; Chordata; Actinopteri; Cypriniformes; Cobitidae. Gene Ontology annotation, biological process: protein secretion.